AUGCUGUCCAGGCGGAUUUUGGCCGCGCGCUUGCCGACGCAGGCUUGUACGAGAAUACCCACGACCGCCCGCCCGGCGUUCACGCAAGUUCGACAUGCUUCACAGGCUGAGGUUGAAGACCCCGAACUGGUUGGUUCUGAGCAAUACGCCCCCGUCAACGGCGGGUAUCCCAACCCUCCUGCUCAGAAACGCCAAUUCCGCGACCCGUACGGUGGUUGGUGGGAUCAACAAGACAAGAGAAAUUUUGGAGAGCCAGUCCACGAAGAUAACGAUAUCCUCACCACGUUCAGUACCGAAUCCUACACCCACUUCAAAGCCCCCAAAGCGUUUUUCUUGCUGGGCUGCGCUAUCACCACCGUUUUUGCUUUUAGCGGUGUCGUUAGCUUCUUCUAUCCUGACAAGCCGAGCGCACCCCGGACGUUUGACGACGGGCUUGAAAAGGAAUUGGGAGGCGUCAAUGCUGUCAGGGCAAGAAAGCCUGGCGAAGAUUCGUGGUAG
This is a messenger RNA of Uncinocarpus reesii 1704, 498 nucleotides long. RefSeq lists its product as uncharacterized. NCBI's taxonomy places the organism in Eukaryota, Fungi, Ascomycota, Eurotiomycetes, Onygenales, Onygenaceae. The record is from RefSeq and is a predicted model, not a curated record. Gene Ontology annotation, cellular component: mitochondrion. Bases 1 to 498 code for a protein of 165 amino acids. The transcript is spliced from 3 exons.